Molecule: messenger RNA, 376 nt
Organism: Spodoptera littoralis (African cotton leafworm)
Lineage: Eukaryota; Metazoa; Arthropoda; Insecta; Lepidoptera; Noctuidae
Source: the annotation of a GenBank genome assembly
AUGCUUCGGCACGAAUGGGCCUGCUUGACCGGAGUGAUACCCCAGCCGAGCAGAAAACCGACGUGAAGCGUACCUCUCCGUGUAGAUUCCUAUGGAGAAGAACGGGCAAGAAACUCCAUUUUUUUUUUUUUUAUUUUUUUUUUUUUGUUUUUUAAAACGUUGCCCCACACUAGGAUUUUCUCCUGUGUCGUGGGUGUGUUUACAAACAUACAAGUUCACAUACACAUCACAACCAGACCCGGAACAACAAUCUGUAGAUCACACAAAGAUUUGCUCCGGGCGGGAAUCGAACCCGAGACCCCUUGCCCGGCAGUCGCACUUGCGACCACUCGGCCAACGAGGCAGUCUACGAGUACAAAUGUAUAAAAAAUCUUAA